This is a messenger RNA of Cladocopium goreaui, 156 nucleotides long. The record is from the annotation of a GenBank genome assembly. Lineage: Eukaryota; Dinophyceae; Suessiales; Symbiodiniaceae.
AUGUGCAUGAGGCGAUGGCCCUCGAGGCCGAGUCACUCCGUGAUUGCCCGGUGGCGCCGAUCGCUCACAAUGACCCCGAGUUGCAGCUGUGCAUGGUUGAGAUCUCGGCUGACAAGUUCGAUGCCUUGGUGCGAGCCGAUGUCUUUUGCUAGUUAA